Lactuca saligna is the source of this 594-nucleotide messenger RNA. Lineage: Eukaryota; Viridiplantae; Streptophyta; Magnoliopsida; Asterales; Asteraceae. The record is from the annotation of a GenBank genome assembly.
AUGUACAGAAUUGUAAAAGCGGGUGUAGCUCGCGGUAGCGCUGAUGAAGUUCGCGCGUCACUUUGUCCGAUCGUCCUCCCAAUCGAAAUGAGUGGAACCAAAAUCAUUGGUGCUCUCGUAGGAUCAUUUGUACUUGCAUUCACAUGCGAUUAUAUUAUCGCUGACAAGAAGAUUUUCGGAGGUACCACUCCAUCUACGGUUUCAAACAAGGGAUGGUGGGAAGAGACCGACAAGAAAUUCCAGGCAUGGCCUCGGACUGCGGGCCCACCCGUGGUGAUGAAUCCAAUCAGCCGCCAAAAUUUCAUUGUCAAGGCUCAUGAUUAAAAUUUAAAAAUCCUAAAUUUGGUGAAUUUUUACCUCAUGGUUGGUUGAACUUUCUUUGUUGUGUCAUUACUAAUUUUAGUCCAUGAGAAUUUUAUAUUUUUGCUAAUACUUUGUAAACCAAGCAUUUUGAUGCUGCAACUUGAAGUUUUAAUAAAUUGUUGAUUGGUUUGUUUGCUUUAGUGCUUCGUUCUACAACCAAAAUUUGCAAAUGUUGUAUCUGUAAUGUGUUUAAUGAGUUGAAACUUGUCUUUUUAAUAAAUUGGUUGAAAG